AUGGUACAGCACACUCCCAAGACUACGGUUCACCAGCUCGCACAAGAGUAUGCACCCAUCAUCAAGGGCAAGACCAUCCUUACAACAGGUGCAAGCCUAGGUGGUCUCGGUGCACUCUUUGUAGAAGCUAUUGCAGUCGCAGAACCUGGACUAGUUAUUCUAGCUGGUCGGAGUGUUAGCAAGCUUCAACAGACUGUAGACAACCUUGCUGCCAAGUAUCCCAACCUCAAGACGAAACUUUUGACUAUCGAUCUUGGUUCUCUUCGUUCUGUUCGUGCAGCUGCAGAAGAGGUCAAUGGAUGGUCGGAUGUUCCUAAGGUUGACGUCUUGGUUAACAAUGCAGGGAUUAUGGCAACGGAUUUUAAGCUGACAGAGGAUGGGUUCGAAAAUCAAUUUGCUUCGAACCAUCUUGGCCACUUCUUGUUUACAAAUCUGAUCAUGGAUAAGAUCCUUGCUUCAGAGACGCCUCGGGUGAAUGGUGAAAGAUACAACAAGUGGAGUGCCUACGGGCAGUCAAAGACAGCAAACAUGCUGUUUGCCAUCUCUCUCGCUGAGAAGCUAGGCAGUCGCGGACUUCAAGCGUUCUCGCUUCAUCCUGGAGCAAUCCUUGAUACUUCUUUGGCCAAACAUCUCGAUACCUUGGAUAGUUUGGUCGAAGCUGAUCGUGCAAUGGGAGACCCCUGGGGUUGGGUAGAUUGGUCUACUGUCCCAGUUUCCUCCGACGUCGGCGCUGCAACACACGCAUUUGCCGCGUUCGAUCCUGAUCUCAAAGAACACAACGGUGCAUAUCUGCUUGAAUGCCGUCUUGCAGACCUUAUGACUGAUACGGUCAGACCAUGGGCUACAAGUUCAACGGAAGCAGAGUUACUUUGGAGAAAGAGUGAGGAGAUGGUUGGACAAAAGUUCGCAUAUUAG
This is a messenger RNA of Fusarium tjaetaba, 915 nucleotides long. Its product is annotated as oxidoreductase. The record is from RefSeq and is a predicted model, not a curated record. Bases 1 to 915 code for a protein of 304 amino acids. The transcript is spliced from 4 exons. NCBI's taxonomy places the organism in Eukaryota, Fungi, Ascomycota, Sordariomycetes, Hypocreales, Nectriaceae.